AUGAGUGCCCCUGAAAACUGAGCCAGCGAAUUUUCGCGGGUUGCAGCGCCCUAGCUGCAACUUUGGCACGAGUACCCCAGUCCCCUGUGGCUGCACUCAAAUCCCCUGACUGUCCACGCUGUCAGUGGUCUAACCUAGCUACGAGCACCACCAUCGACCACUCUAUUCUCCAUGGUGGCAAAGGUGUAGGGCCAUACUCUCACCCACUGCUCUCUACCCCGGCUAACACUUGCCUCCUAGCCUAGUUAUCGGCGCAACCAACGGCCGCUUCGUCGAAGCCUUUGCAAAAGUCAAAGCUCUGCACGCGAAAAACAACUUCUCGCUCUCACUUCUCCUCGGUGACCUAUUCUCAGACCCAAGCCAGAUCACCCCCGAGGAGACAGAGAACAUAGAACGCCUACUCCAUGGCGAGAUACGUGUUCCAUUACCAAUCUACUUCGGCCUGGGACGGUACUCGCUUCCUGCACCCGUCCGUGAAAAGAUCAAUUCAUCCGGCGAAGUCUGCGAUAACCUUUUCUUUCUUGGAAAGAAGACUGUGCUGAGUACGUCCGACGGCAUACGGAUUGUUGCGCUGGGCGGGAGGUUGUAUGCUGAACACGCAACCGGGGGGGCGGGGGGCGUCCGGGAGGAAACGUUGCCGUUUUACUCGGAGAAGGACGCGAAGGGAUUGAAGGGAGCUAAUCACGCAGACUUACUGCUUACUUACGAGUGGCCGGAAGGGGUGGGGAGCCGUUCCACGCUCGUAUCGUCGGGCGUGAAAGGAACGGGCGUGAUUGCAGAAUUGGCAGCGGCACUGAGGCCUAGGUAUCACUUUUCUGCUGGGGGAGAGGUGUUUUGGGAGAGGGAGCCGUAUCUGAACAAGGCGAGGUCGGAUGAGGGGGGAUCUGAUACUAAGAUCACGAGGUUCCUUGGGGUUGCGGAUUGGGGGAAUGAGGCGAAGGCUAAGGCGUUGUAUGCUUUCUCAAUCAACCUUAAGGAUUCAAAUAUUGCAGUUCCUGCCUCCGCUACCGAAUGUCCGUAUGGAGGGGACAGGGACAAGAAAAGACCGAGACAAAAUUCAAAUAGCGGAGCGAGCUUUUUCUGGGGAGAUCACACAGGUGGUCCACAGGAUCGGGACGACAGAAGCCGUAAGCGCGGGAGGGUGGGAAGAGGCGCGCGAGAAGCUAGAUCUCCACCCGGACGUACGUGAACUCUCACCCCUUCCAACGGAACCUCAGCUAACCUGCCGCCAGCUGAAUCCUGUUUCUUCUGCCUGAGCUACCCGCAGCUCGAGAAGCACUUGAUAGUCUCGAUCGGUAAUGAGGCAUACGUAACCACUGCCAAAGGCCCAUUAACAAACUCCGCCACCAACCCCUCUACACUUCCGUUUUCCUCUCAUGUCCUGAUAAUACCCCUAACCCACACGCCAACCAUAGCCGCCAUUGACGAUGAAGACUCACGAAAGUCCACAAUCGAAGAAAUGACAAACUACCGUCUAGCGGUAGAGCAAAUGCUCAAAAGUCGCAACUGCGGCGCAGUGACCUUCGAGGUAUCUCGUGCCAAUGGUGUGCACUCUCAUUGGCAAUUAAUCCCUGUGCCCGAUGAUAAGUUGGCGGCUGUGGAAGAAGCUUUUAAGAGCGAGGCCAAGGCCGACAAACUUGGAGAGUUUGGAAGGAGAAGGGCAGACGCCGACAACAAGGGGGAUUAUUUCCGGGCAUGGAUAUCUGGGAUGGACGGGAGCCUAGUGAUCAAUCUCAAAGACGUUGAGUACUUUGAUUUGCAGUUUGGUAAGUCUUCCACCCUAUCGUAGCGCGCGCUAGGAUAGAGCUAGGUGGUGUCUGACUGGCUGCAUAGGCCGAAAGGUGCUGGCGAAGGUGAUGGGUCUCAAAAGUGUCCAUUGGAAGGACUGUAUGCAGACUUUUGAGCAGGAGGUUGGGGAUGCGAAUGCUUUCAAGGAAGCUUUCAAGCCUUUUGACUUUAGCUUGUAAUGUAACUUCAUAAUAUGUAUGUAAUGUACCACCAAUCAUUAUAAUCAC
Messenger RNA from Tuber aestivum (summer truffle), 2015 nucleotides. The record is from the annotation of a GenBank genome assembly. NCBI's taxonomy places the organism in Eukaryota, Fungi, Ascomycota, Pezizomycetes, Pezizales, Tuberaceae.